UCAAAGACCAAGCCUGGUCUGGACGCGAAGCGACGCUUUCCAAUAGUGGCACGCUGUACCAUCAACCCUUCCCAGUGGAAGUACCCCACUCUACUAUCAUGUACUGACUCCCACCUCCCUGUAACUUGACCUUAGUCGUCGGUCAAAGGAAAGGAGUAUUCCUGAAACAGAAGGGCGACCGAAGGGUUUACGAUCAUCAUCCUGUAAGAUUCAUUAUGCUAACCACGAACAAUUUAUAUGAAUAAAAGAUCAUGUACUUCUGUUAUCAUUAUUGAUUAAUAAUAUCAAGAGAAAUAAAAUUAUCAUAUGAAAUUUAAAUGAAGAUCGAUCGAUCGCUAAUGGUAACUGAUUGUUACAAUUAAUGUACGUAAUACUCGAGGGUGUCGCCUCUAUACGGUGAAAAAGUCGGAUAAGGUUAUGUUACUCAGUAACUUAACCUUAUCUUGGAUAACGUUAUUUGACACGUAAACGAAAAGUAAUAACAAACUUUUGUAUUAUGGCUCGUUAUUUUCGAGAAGAAGAUAUAGAUGAAUUCAGGGAAUGUUUUUAUCUAUUUGCAAGGAAUGGUCAAAUACGUACUUUGGAUGAACUUACAAUCAUUAUGAGAUCAUUAGGAUUAAGUCCAACUAUUGCAGAAUUAAAUAAAUAUUUAAAAGAUAAAGGUGGAAAAAUGUCUUUUGCCGAUUUUUUGGAAGUUAUGCAUCUACAAACUAGAGCUGAAGAUUUACCAAAAGAAGUGAUAGAUGCUUUUCAAGCUGCAGAUAAAUUUAGGACUGGCACUAUACCAGCUAGACAGUUAGCGCAUAUGUUACUCCACUGGGGUGAACAAUUAAGUAACAAAGAAGUGGAGCAAAUUUUCAGAGAGGCAAAUGUGUCUCCAAAUGGACAAGUAAAGUACGAAGAUUUUGUUAAAAUAGCUUGUGCACCUGUACCUGAUUACUAUUAAAAUAAAUAUUUUUCAUAUUUUUAAAAGAUAUUUAUAUACUUUUUAUACAAUACACGUAUUUAAUUAAUAAAAGGAUAAAAAUGAUCAUAAAAGAAAAA
Molecule: messenger RNA, 1044 nt
Organism: Apis cerana (Asiatic honeybee)
Lineage: Eukaryota; Metazoa; Arthropoda; Insecta; Hymenoptera; Apidae
Product: calmodulin-like protein 4
Cellular component (GO): myosin II complex
Molecular function (GO): calcium ion binding
Source: RefSeq, a predicted model, not a curated record